AUGAGUCUUCCGGGCUGGCGUCUUCUUAUUUUUGCUUGCUACAUGAUAAUUGGCAUUAAAGUUACUAAAUUCUUCAUCGACCUAUUCCGAGUUCGUCGCAAGUUUCAACGUAUGCAAAGAGAUGGCUUGACAAUGCCUCCGCAUCAUCCUCUUUUUGGCCAUUUGAAAUUGAUUGGCGAAAUCGUAUCUCAAUUGCCCAGCGAUGUCCAUCGUCACGUUCUCCCACAUCAGAUCAAACUCCUCUAUCCUAACCUUGGCCCGUUGUUCUACCUCGAUACAUGGCCCUUUGGCGGUGAAAUUUUGGUAGCUGUAGGUCCGGAUGCAGCUUACCAGAUGACUCAAUCACACCCGCUACCCAAGUUUCAUGCCAUGCGUGAAUAUCUGAAGCCUAUGACAGGCGGAAAUGACUUGGUCUCAAUGGAAGGCAAAGAAUGGAGAAAAUGGAGAACUAUUUUCAAUCCGGGCUUCAGCGCUGGUCAUCUGAUGACUCUGGUUCCUGAUAUGAUGAAAGACAUGUCCGUAUUCUGCGAGAUUCUGAGAAAAGCGGCUGCAAACUCGGAUAUUGUCAUUAUGGACCAUUUGACGACUAGAUUGAACCUGGAUAUCAUCAGCCGAAUGGCUCUGGACACACACUUGAAUUCACAGCUUGAGACAAAUGAUUUUGUAUCUGCUUUGCUCAGUCAACUCGAUUGGUUGUCAUUUGGUCACGAAGUCAAUCCAUUUCAACGAUAUAAUCCUAUUCGCCCUCUUGUCAACUGGUGGAACGGUCGGCGAAUGGUAAAAUAUAUCUGGAGAGAGUUGGAUAUGCGUUUGAGGCGCCGAAACAUUGUCAACAAAGGCACCCAAAUCACUAGCAGCAAAUCAAUCAUUGACCUCGCUUUAGAUAAUUAUCUUGCUAGCAAGCCUAGAGACAGCACUAUUAACGCUAUGGAUACCGCUUUUAGAGACAUCGCUACAUCUCAAUUAAGAGUUUUCAUUUUCGCCGGCCACGAUACAACAAGUAGUACCAUGUGCUAUGCUCUCCAUCUACUUUGGACCAAUCCCAGGACCCGCCAAUUGUUGAUUGCUGAGCAUAAUAUGAUCCUAGGCCGGGACCACAAGGAAGCCGCAAGAAAAAUCGCAGAUGAUCCUUACAUCUUGAACAAACUUCCUUACACCAUGGCCGUUACAAAAGAGACCCUCCGAUUGUACCCCUCUGCUUCCACAGCUCGUAGCGGUGAAACCGGCUACUUCAUGUCAGGAACCGAUGGCCUUCAAUACCCCACAGAAGGAUUCAUGGUCUGGUCAAAUUCACACGCUAUCCAACGUGAUCCUGCUUACUGGCCCGAACCAAGCGAAUUCAUUCCAGAGCGUUGGCUCGUUGAAGAAGGACACCGUCUCUACCCUAAGAAAGGCACCUUUCGUCCAUUUGAAUUCGGACCUCGUAAAUGCAUUGGACAGGAACUUGCGAUGUUGGAAAUGAAGAUUUUUCUUGUAUUGACUGGAAGAGAGUUUGAAAUUAAAACUGUGUAUGAGGAGUGGGAUGGUCUUCAUGCGAAGACGGGUAUCAGAACUGUUGAAGGAGAUAGAGCGUAUCAGAUUUUGUCUGGGGCUGCUCAUCCGAGUGAAGGUCUUCCGUGUAGAGUUAAAUUGGUUGGAAACUGA
Botrytis porri is the source of this 1644-nucleotide messenger RNA. RefSeq lists its product as uncharacterized. The transcript has 3 exons. Gene Ontology annotation, molecular function: oxidoreductase activity, acting on paired donors, with incorporation or reduction of molecular oxygen; monooxygenase activity; iron ion binding. The record is from RefSeq and is a predicted model, not a curated record. The coding region runs from base 1 to 1644 and encodes 547 amino acids. Lineage: Eukaryota; Fungi; Ascomycota; Leotiomycetes; Helotiales; Sclerotiniaceae.